UGAGUAUGGUCACAUUGAGUCAAAUACUUCUUUGUCCCGAUAUUCUACAUAACUAGUAUGAUGACGCCAGGUCUUCAGAUGGGAUACACAGCAUAAGAUGGAGGCUCUAUGGCCUGGUACAUUCUUCUAUUAAGAGUGGAAGAGGGGAGGUACAAUUAAGGUACCUAGGUACCUAGUAUCUAGGUAGGUUCGAAUGGAUCCGAGGGCCAAGUUCCCCGUUCCGGAGCACUUACCCAAGGGUGCGGUGCAUCACGUGACUCGUCCAAUCGAGAGAGAGCCAUUUUGGAACAUCAAAUCCGAUAAUCAAGCUAACGCCCUCAAUUCACGACAAAAUACAUCACGAUUCUCGGGAGUUCCUCAUACCGCCAGACACACCUGCCAACCGUCACAAUGGCUACGUCUUAUGCGACUCUCGCGCCCUUCAUUGUCAAGCGGCCUUGGCUGAAGAACAUGCUCAAGCCCAUCGCAAGCUGGUACACAAAUGCCGCCGGGUACCGCCAACUCGGUCUUCGAGCCGAUGAUCUGAUUGUCGAGGAGGACGAGAACGUCAUCAAGGCAUUGAAGCGCCUGCCGCCAAAAGAAGCUUACGACCGUGUCUACCGACUCCGCCGUGCGUUCCAGGCCAGCACCGUCCACAAGCUGCUCCCCAAGGAUGAGUGGACCAAGCCCGAGGAGGACGUCCCGUACCUGCAACCGUUGAUCGACCAGAUCUACGCUGAGGAGAAGGAGAAGCAGGCCUUGGACACUCUGACCAUCGUUCGAAACCAUUAAAUAGAAAUAGCGUCGAACGGCAAAAUUGUACAAUUAAACCUGCGUUAAUGAGAAGAAUAGAGUGAUUGGACAAGCUUGUCCGCAAAGGAGUCCAGGUUGUACCGACGAAUUGAACGUUCCAAGAUAUCAUACCUGUAUAUACCUAGACCUUUUCGUCUCCCCUCAACCCGUACAAUGACAGUCCAAGAGUGUAGCGAAUUCCGAUCUUUGACUCUUGGUACUUUAUGGAUUUAACGUGUAGCCUUGACGAUAAACCGUGGCGCAUAACGUCUAUAUACUAGGUCUACUU
Molecule: messenger RNA, 1060 nt
Organism: Daldinia decipiens
Lineage: Eukaryota; Fungi; Ascomycota; Sordariomycetes; Xylariales; Hypoxylaceae
Product: putative ubiquinol--cytochrome-c reductase
Exons: 3
Coding region: 391-771 (126 amino acids)
Biological process (GO): mitochondrial electron transport, ubiquinol to cytochrome c
Source: RefSeq, a predicted model, not a curated record